AUGUCCCACGGCAAAUCUCUCUCAUUGAGGCAGAAUAAUUUCAUUCGGGUCCCCAACGAGGCAAAGGACCAGCCUCCGGUCGAUGACCCAUCUUCCCGAAGACAGAAGCGACAGGCGACCGUCUUCGAUGCCGUAGCUGGCCGGGUAAGCACCCGUGGUUUCUUACCUUCGGCGCCGUAUGCUUCCAGGUAUCGGGAUACGGCGUCCUCAACCUUUCGCCCUGCACGCCCAGAAGAGGUCCUUUUCCGCCGAAAUCAGGCACCAAUUCGCUACGAAGAAAACGACUUCUACUUCGCCCACGAGGCUCUUACAUUCGACCGUCCUCUCCCCAGUUCCGAUCUUCUGGAAGCAAUCCAUGCCUACUCGGCUGAUUUCUACGACAAUGCAACGUGGGACCGCGGUCAUGAUGACUAUCGGAGCAUGGAUGAGACGGCUCUGAUCGCCAUGGGAAUCCUGUUGGAGGAGAUGGCACGGGAGUCUCUGGGCGAAACUGGUGAUUUGGUCCUGGUCGAGGGAGAGGAAAUUCGGGCCGAUGAGAGUCAGCCUGUCUUCCGCAACGACCGCAGGGUGGGCCGUAAGAGGGCCAACACUGGGCGGAGUAGCAUCCUUGCCAGCUCCGGGGAUGACCUGGACAGCGUGGUCAAGAAGAAGAAAAAGAAGCGAUCGAAGAAGCCUCGGCUAGCCGCCGAGGCGACACCCACAGAUUUGGACACUGAAGCGGACACGAACCGAUGA
Aspergillus terreus NIH2624 is the source of this 735-nucleotide messenger RNA. RefSeq lists its product as uncharacterized. Gene Ontology annotation, molecular function: RNA polymerase I cis-regulatory region sequence-specific DNA binding. Gene Ontology annotation, cellular component: RNA polymerase I upstream activating factor complex. NCBI's taxonomy places the organism in Eukaryota, Fungi, Ascomycota, Eurotiomycetes, Eurotiales, Aspergillaceae. The coding region runs from base 1 to 735 and encodes 244 amino acids. Gene Ontology annotation, biological process: nucleolar large rRNA transcription by RNA polymerase I. The record is from RefSeq and is a predicted model, not a curated record. The transcript has 2 exons.